Molecule: messenger RNA, 2093 nt
Organism: Etheostoma cragini (Arkansas darter)
Lineage: Eukaryota; Metazoa; Chordata; Actinopteri; Perciformes; Percidae
Product: V-set and transmembrane domain-containing protein 2-like protein
Exons: 4
Coding region: 226-1026 (266 amino acids)
Source: RefSeq, a predicted model, not a curated record
AGCCGACUGAACGGCAGCACAGCCUCAGUCAGUCUGCUGGCGUACAGACAGGCUGCAGCGGCUUCUUCGUUUCUUCAUUCUGCGCACAGUUAUCCUACUGACUUCAGCAAGUCACCUGGAUUAAAAAACAAAGAAGAGCAAACAGACAUCUUUUUCGAGGUGCACUCCACCCGAUGUGAAAAAAGUCAAAGAGGGUAAAGGAGAGCAGAUAAAAACCGAAGAGAAAUGGGAGCGUUCAGAGUGCUGCUGGGGAGUUUACAUUACAUGGGACUCUACAUGCAACUUAGUGUCUCAGCAACGCAAGCUGGACACGCCGUGGUGGAGAACCACAUCUCCGGGAACGCCAUGUUCACAGAGGUGCCUCAUGAUAUGAGUGCUCAGAGAGGUCAGGACGUGGAGAUGGCCUGCUCUUUCAGAGGGGCGGGAACGCCCUCGUAUUCACUGGAGAUCCAGUGGUGGUACAUCAGGAACCACCUGGACUGGACAGACAGACAGCCCUGGACAACCAAUGAAGUAGCUCCUGAGAAGGAGAUGCCAAAGGAUGCUACAAAGAUAAGUGUUGUGAAGGUUGUAGGAAGCAACAUCUCCCAUAAACUCCGCCUCUCCCGGGUCAAGCCGUCUGACGAGGGCACAUACGAGUGUCGUGUCAUCGACUUCAGCGAUCUCGCAGGGGCCCGCCACCACCGCGUCAGAGCCUACCUGCAGGUGGUGCAAGAGAGCAACAUCAUCGACAGUAACCACAACGAGAAUUUCGAGGCCCUGGAUGAUACCAAAGGAGGAGUGGCGUUUGUCAACGGGGACGACCUGGAGUCUCACGGUGGUGCAAAAGUGCACGCUCAUGGCCAUCACCAGAAUCAGGGGCACCCGCAGGGGCAAGGCAAGCGGCCUUCAUCGCCGGCCCACCAGGGCCACAGCCACAGCGGCAGCAGUCAGCAGCACAGGUCAGGCAUAGACCUGAAGAAGAGGGACGUAGACAGUAACCUUAGCCACAAUGACUGCACCAACGAGCCAAGCUGUGCAUUGUAGAUGUUGGCUUAUUACUUCUGAGUGAUAGAUUACACAAGGAUUGCAUAACAUGAUGUGUGUUACAGCAUAAAAAGCUAUUCUUCCCACACAGUGCAAGCGUGUGCACAAAUCCAGAAUCCCUAGAAAUGUACAGUCUGUCUUGUUUAGAGCACAGUGCUGUAAAUUGUGCUGGGGAAUGUAGCUUUUUCUUGUUGUGCAUGGGUCUGGGUUGGACUGCUCACUGUCUGUAAAGCCUGGCUUCAUGACUUUCUGCAAAUGGAGCUGAUGUGUAGAUCUAAGCAGCUCCACUGUUUCUGGUUACAGCACCAACAAAACAAAAAAGACUUGUCUUACUAUUACCAUGCUCUGUUCCACUCUUGUACUUUGGAUACUGUAAAUGACACAACCCUGCUUUCAGGCUCAUACUUCUUCCACUGCCUUACUCUCAUUUAAUACACCCUCAGAAAAAAAGUAAAUGUUAUACCUUGGUCUGGCUAUAACUGGGUCUGUGCCCAGUAAAAGGAAAAUGUUCCUUUUAUUCUGAGUGUGCACUGAAUGGAACAAAACCGUCUGUAAUUCUUACCUGGAAAUCUUGUCGAGUCUGAUUCCUUAGCUUUGUAUGUAUAGCACUAGCUUCAUUGCAUCUUUUUGUGUGUUCAAAUAAUGGACAUGAAUAUGGUGCAAAAUUUGUAAAAUGCAAUUUAUUCUGUGUUUACUCGCUGGGGGAAAGAAACAUGCUUUUUUCAGCAGAAAGUCGAGGUCUCAGAGCAGCAGUGCUCAUCAAGGACAGAUACAGCCUCAAUUUAGUUGAGUUGGAGUAAAUACAGUGGCAAUGUGGGAUUUCUUCCUCAUUUGUGCGCUUUUCAGACACAGCACAUCACAGGCUUUAUUUUCCCCACAGCACUUUUGAGCUUAUAAAUUUGCAGCUCAACAGAAAACAUGAUUUUUGUUUGCCUGUUGUGCUGCAGGUUUGAUCCAUCCAUGGCUACUUAGGCUGAGAGAAAUCAAUCAUGUUAAUCAAUCCUGUUGUAUUGUUGGCUCCACCUGUUUGGAAAGCCAUAAAUAGAUCAAAGUCUGUGCCACUAAAU